This is a messenger RNA of Lagopus muta (rock ptarmigan), 963 nucleotides long. Its product is annotated as olfactory receptor 14C36-like. Gene Ontology annotation, molecular function: G protein-coupled receptor activity; olfactory receptor activity. Gene Ontology annotation, cellular component: membrane. The record is from RefSeq and is a predicted model, not a curated record. The transcript has a single exon. Bases 7 to 963 code for a protein of 318 amino acids. NCBI's taxonomy places the organism in Eukaryota, Metazoa, Chordata, Aves, Galliformes, Phasianidae. Gene Ontology annotation, biological process: G protein-coupled receptor signaling pathway.
CUGCAGAUGCCCAACAGCAGCUCCAUCAGCCAGUUCCUCCUCCUGGCGUUGGCAGACACGCGGCAGCUGCAGCUCCUGCACUUCUGGCUCUUGCUGGGCAUCUACCUGGCUGCCCUCCUGGGCAACGGCCUCAUCAGCACAGCCGUAGCCUGCCACCACCGCCUGCACACCCCCAUGUACUUCUUCCUCCUCAACCUCGCCCUCCUCGACCUGGGCUGCAUCUCCACCACUCUCCCCAAAGCCAUGGCCAAUGCCCUCUGGGACACCAGGCACAUCUCCUAUGCAGGAUGUGCUGCACAGCUCUUCUUUUUCCUUUUCUUUUUUUGUGUAGAGUAUUCCAUCCUCAUCAUCAUGUGCUAUGACCGCUACAUUGCCAUCUGCAUGCCUCUGCACUAUGAAAUCCUUAUAACCUUUAGAGCUUGUGCCACCAUGGCAGCAGCUGCCUGGGGCACUGGGCUUCUCUAUUCCUUGCUGCACACUGCCAACACAUUUUCACUGCCUCUCUGCCAUGGCAAUGCUGUGGAUCAGUUCUUCUGUGAAAUCCCCCACAUCCUCAAGCUCACCUGCACAGAAUCCUACCUCAGAGAACUUGGGCUUACCAUGGCUAGUAUCCUUGUUUUAUUUGGCUGUUUUGUAUUCAUUGUUGUGUCCUAUGUGCAGAUCUUCAGGGCCGUGCUGAGGAUGCCCUCUGAGCAGGGACGGCACAAAGCAUUCUCCACGUGCCUCCCUCACCUGGCUGUGCUCUCCUUGUUUCUCAGCACUGUGAUGUUUGCCUAUUUGAAGCCUCCCUCCAUCUCUUCCCCAUCCCUGGAUUUGGUGGUGUCAUUUCUGUACUCAGUGGUACCUCCAGUAAUGAACCCCCUCAUCUACAGCAUGAGGAACCAGGAUCUCAAGGAUGCUCUAUGGAAACUGGUGAACAAAUGUGUUUUGAAAACAAUGAACUGCCCACCCUUUUCUGUGUAG